Messenger RNA from Drosophila hydei, 6796 nucleotides. It is a transcript of the gene ldd, whose product is annotated as ATP-binding cassette sub-family A member 12. The coding region runs from base 408 to 6416 and encodes 2002 amino acids. Gene Ontology annotation, molecular function: lipid carrier activity; ABC-type transporter activity; ATP binding. The transcript is spliced from 14 exons. Gene Ontology annotation, biological process: transmembrane transport; lipid transport. Lineage: Eukaryota; Metazoa; Arthropoda; Insecta; Diptera; Drosophilidae. Gene Ontology annotation, cellular component: intracellular membrane-bounded organelle; membrane. The record is from RefSeq and is a predicted model, not a curated record.
UCAAUUGCGGCAAGCGUUGUCAACGGACGUCUCUUCAAAGCCCACUGUGCAGCUAUUCAACGGCAAGCUAACUUCGACUUCGACGCAAGCGCAGCCAGCCAACUAAACAGUACAAGCAGAAAAGAAGUAUUUAGAAGUGAAUGCAAAUGAUGCAAUCGCAUACAAUCACAACAGCAAAACAGUGAACAGAGAAUAACGAAAAUAGCAACAGUUCCAGCUACCAAAACCCUGCUGUGCGUGUCCGGGUGCGUGCGUGUGUGCGUUUUUGCUUAUGCUUAUGCUUAUGCUUAUGCUUCGAGUUUAACUUAAGAAUGUGUCAAUGAUAAAUGAUCUGGUCGGUCGAAAAGUUAACAGAAAGUAACUGCCAAAAUCCGUAAGAGCAGUUCUUGGACUUGCAAGGGGACAAAAUGUCCUUCAGAAUGAGGGAGGUUAAGGCGCUGCUGCGCAAGGACGUCAUUGUGCGCUGGCGUCAGAAGGGUCUGUCGUUAACGGUGAUCGUUUGGCCAUUGCUUGCAUUCAUGCUGAUUUAUCUAAUAAGGCUAAGAUAUGACUCGGAGCAGAUGGAUGCAUGCCAGUUUCCCACCCGAUUGCUGCCCACUAAAAAUCAGGUGGUACCCAGCGCAUUCUCCUACAUUUGCAGCAUAGAGAAUAAGUGCCUGAGCACCGAGCCGUACGAAGAGUAUUCCAAAUGGCAGGAAGCACCCCUGCAUUCUGUAAUUGAUAUUGUUAAUGUCUUCGUUACUGAUGAUCGUUUGUACAAUGCGCUCAUCGAGCUGCCAGAGAAGGCGAAUUUCGUAAAUGCGAUCACAACACUCCUAACCAGCAGCCAUCUCGAUCUCAUUCGAAGUAACAUUAGUCAAAUAGUUUCUUUGGUUCCCGAAAUUGAGCGCCUGAUGAACUACAGUUUUGAUAUCACAAAACUGUUUUCAAAUCGUGAGACAUUUGUGAAGCUGGGUAUUUUACUUUGUGGACAUCCGUUUCCCAGCACGGAAAGCAUACCUCUUGUCAACGAUAUACUUUACUCCGACGACCUCAGUGAGGUCAAUGACGAUGAACUAAAGGCCAUGCCAACCAAAUAUUGCAAGCGUUUGUAUUUGGAUGUUACUUCAACGAAUCAGGGCAAACUCACCUGGAAUUUCGUCAAGCCUAUUAUACAGGGUAAAAUUCUAUAUACGCCACCCAAUGCUGACACGGAGAGCAUUGUCAAUUUCACCAAUGGAACCUUCGAGGAAAUUGGUCGACUUAGGAAUGUAUCGAAAGCAGCCGCUAUUAUUGUUGACAAGCUGCAUACGAAUGCCACUUUCGGGCAGGCCUUUGAUAAUUUGCUGAAACUGGCCCGCUCCCCGCUCGUUCAAAGUUUGGUUGGCAGUGAAUUUAAUGUGGAGGAGAUCGAACGAAUCAUGAACUAUGUGCGCACCAAUGAGCUUAUCCAUCAGAUUUUGACUACUAUCAGUGAUCUUUUAGAGUGCAUUUCGGUUGAUCGUUUUGAGCCAGUGUCCAGUGUAUACAAAUUGCGACAUCGCGCCUAUGAGCUCAAUCAGCAGCGUCUCUUUCUAGCUGCCCUCAACUUUGAGGACGUAUCGGGUCAACAUAUAACCUAUAGAUUGCACAUGGACACGGACAAUACGCAGCCGACGUUCGAGAACAAAAAUCGAUUCUGGUUCCCGGGGCCAGCGUCAAGCAUGCUGGUGGAUCUCAAGUAUCAUCGUGGUUUUGUUCAGCUCAUGCAGAUGGUCGAUCUGGCAAUUAUCAAGCAUAAACGCCAGGAGCUGGGACCGGGCGAGAACUCUCAAUCUGAUGAAACCUCACGACCAACGAUUAGUUUAAAACGCGUUGAUGACGAUGAAGAUCUCUUUAAUAAUGAGGAUGAGGAUAACGAUGACAAUGCCGAUGAUUUUGAACAUGACGAAAGUUCGAGCAAUGAAUAUUCAACGACAACUCUUUCUGCUCAGCCUGACGACGAAGAAGAUACAACCAUCGUUGAGCAAAAAGAAAUGAGGGAGACUACAACGCUUCAUGGUUCUAAGCGAGAAACAGAAACAUCAACCGUUAAUCCAGACUUUAAAUUCCUUAGUAAUGACAAUUCGGACGACAUUAAAUUGCCAGACGGUAUUCAAGACGCUCUCAAUGAAGCCUUGGCAGAUGGCAGACUGAAUCUGGAUUUCCGGGGUGGUCGCGUUAAGCGUCAGGGUCUUUUGGAUCUGCUCAGCAGUUUCGGCAAUGGAAUUGAUAAUGUGAAAGGCAUUAAAUAUGAUGUAGACGAAAUGCAAUUCUAUACCAAACAAUUUCCCUAUCCCGCAUAUGUGCGCGAUGACUUCAAGCGCGGUAUUUACUUGGCGCAAGCUGUGCAGGUAUGCUUCUGCCUGGGUCUCGUUGUUGCUGUGGCGGUCUGCGUUCGAGAACGGAUCUGGAUGCGUGAGAGCCGCAAUAGUUUGUUAAUGCGCUCCAUGGGUAUGCAUGCACACUCAGAGCUGAUCGCUUGGAUAUUAAUUAGUUUCGUCGAGCUGUUCGUUAUAUUUGGGCUGGUCAGCCUUGUUCUCUAUAUUGGAGGUAUUUUGGUCUACACCAAUUGGUUCUUCAUGAUGUUUUACUGCCUGGCUUUUGGCGCUUGCCUAAUCUCAUUCUGCUAUAUGUGUUCGAACUUCUUUAUAUCUGCCAAUAUUGGUGCAGUCGCUGCGGCGUUGCUCUUCUUCAUCACCCUAUGUCCAUUUAUCAUAGUGCUGCUCUUCGAUGCGAAAUUGAAUCUGCUCGAGAGUUUUCUUGUGAAUUUGUCUUUUACGACCGCCUUUGCCAAGGGCUGGAGCGAACUGCUGCGCAUGGAACUGCAAGAGCAGGGCAUGACCGUUGGUCACCUUGUAAAGUUGGGACCCGCGGGUAGCGAGUGCGCGUUGGCCUUCCUUAUGUUCAUAUUCGAUCUGAUGCUAUAUGCGGUCAUUGGCUAUGGCUAUCAGCGCUAUAAGAAAACUAACUAUAGCUUUGUGCGUGUAACUCGCGCACAGCUUGAUGCCAAGCUGGGCGCCUCGCUGACCUGCGUCACGAAAAUGUAUGGCCACAAGUAUGCAUUGUCGAAUCUCAGCGUUGACUUUGCACGCAAUCAGGUCAGCUGCCUAUUGGGACGCAAUGGAGCCGGUAAGAGCACGCUCAUCAAGCUACUUACGGGCCAAACGGUGCAAACAACGGGUCAGGUGGUGCUCGCUGGUCAGCAUAAUGUGGGCGUUUGCUGGCAGGAUAAUGUACUCAUACCCAAGUUGACGGCACGUGAACAUCUGGAGCUAUAUGCCCAGCUCAAGUUAGAUGCUGUUGAUAGCGAGUGUGUGAGCGCGAAGCAGGAAGUGCGGCGUACAUUAAAGAGCCUGAACUUUGGAAAAUAUGAAAAUUAUUAUGCUUAUCAGCUAUCAGGCGGCUAUAAGCGGCGUCUCUGUGUAGCCAUUGCGUUCAUUGCCUCGCCCAGCGUAGUCAUCUUGGAUGAGCCCUGCAAUGGGGUCGAUGCCAAGGCGCGCAAGGAUAUAUGGCAGCUAAUUGAACAGCUGCGCCAGGGACGUGCUGUACUCUUUGCUACACACUUCCUCGACGAGGCCAAGUACCUUAGUGAUGCGCUCUUUAUCAUGCGCAAUGGUCGCAUUAUUGCCCAGCACAGCCGGGAUUCACUUCAGCGCAUCUGUACCUCGGAUUAUAGCAUGGAGAUGCGUUGCCUUGAUGCCAAUGCAUCCACUACUAUUAUACAACGAGCACAGCAGCUUCUGAGACAAAGCCAUGUGCUGCCUGGUCGUGAGACACAACAUUUGAUAAUUAGUGCUACCUAUGCUGAGAAUCUGACGCCGGCUGCUGUUCAGUUUCUGGAAUUUCUGCAGGCGCAGGAAGCGGCGGGACACAUUAGCGAUCUGAUGCUCAACAGUAGUUCCACUCUGGAGCAAGAGUUCGAACAGUUGAAUCGCAAAGAUGAAUCACUUGUACAGAUGAUGCCAACCACAUCGAGCAUUGUCACUGGCGCAACCGAUGUGUUGGAGCAGCCGCCUGGCUUCUGGACACAUUUCAUGCUGCUCCUGGGCAAACGACGGCGUCAUCUGAUGCGCAACUAUCGUCUGCUGCUCUACGUGCUGCUGCUGCCUGCCAUAUUUGAACUUUGCGCCAUGUGGUUUGUCAGCUAUCGUCUGGACGACGAUUUUGACACUGUUCUGCCAUUGAGUCGUACGCUAUAUCCGCAGAGUGCGCAAGUAAUGAGCGGGGAGAAAUUUACAGAAUUCACGGAAACUGUCUAUGGUAAUCUAACGUCCAAUUGUCAAACGGACUUUGAGUGUGGUGAAUUCACUAGCUCUCGGGAUGCCUUUAACUGGGUGCUAAACAGUCUGGAUAAGUAUCGGGGACGUCGCUAUGGCGGCUACGGCAUCAAUGGCACUGGCGCCACCGUCUGGUAUAACAACAAGGGCUACCAUGCCAUGGUGGCCUGGCUGAAUGAUCUGAACAGCCAACUGCUGCGCAGCUCGGUUAGCAAUUCAUCGUACGACAUACGUAUCUUAAAUGAGCCUUGGAAGUUGGCGUUUGCCGAGCUGAGUACCAGUUCGGUGCUGCGUCAAGCUGGUGACUCCUGCAUGGUCUUUAUACUACUGGUCGCAUUUAGCUUAGUAGUUGCAGCUGCCUCUGUUUACUUGGUCAAUGAGCGAGUUAAUGGCGAGAAGCUGCAGCAACGGCUGAGCGGCGUCAGCGCUGCCACUUACUGGCUGGUGGCCAUCCUCUGGGACUAUCUCAUUAUGGUGCUGGCUCUGAUCAUUUGUCUUGCAAUUGUGCUGAUUUUUAAUAUGCCCGUUUUUGUCGAUCGCCAGCAACUGAUGGGCAUUGUGGCUCUAUCUCUGAUGUUUAGCUUUGCGUGUGUGCCCGCCGUGCAUGUUGCGGAAAAGAUCUUCACUGACUCGAGCAUAGCUAUUGUUUCCAUUUUUUGCGCUAACAUUAUAAUUCCAGUGAUUACCAUGGGCAUUGUGCUAAUUCUAGGAGUUGUGGGUGAUAGUCCCACCUGGGACACUUGGCGGCACGGUCUAAACAAAGCCUUCCUCAUUUUCCCUCAGCAUGCAUUGGGCGAUGGCCUUCUGGAGCUCUGCAAGAACUAUAUGGUCGCUGUUGUCUUCAAGCGGUACGACAUUGACUCUUACAAGCUGCCGCUGGCUAGUGAUCUAUUGCAGCGUCACUUUAUAGCUUUGACUAUAGUUGGCAUUAUCUGUUUGCUGCUGAACUUGCUCAUUGAGUGUCAUUUGCUGAGCCACCUAUGGCAACAGAUGGCGAGCCUUUUAGACUGCCAGUAUAGACGUGAGCUGCGUAAGCUAGGUCAGCUGAAGCUCGUCAAUAUACAGAGUAUCUUUAAGAGUUGCGUAAGCGCCGACGAGGCACUACGUGUCGAGAAUCUCUGGCUUGCCUAUCGCCGUGGACGCUAUGCCGUCCGUCAGGUUCACUUUGGCGUGCAACGCGGUGAAUGCUUUGGACUCCUUGGCAAGAACGGAGCUGGCAAGUCGACCAUAUUCAAGAUACUUACGCGUCAGCUACUUCCAGAUGUGGGGCAUGUAUAUUUUGAACAUCCUGGCGUUUCGUAUUGCCCGCAGAGCAAUCCUCUAGAUCCUUUGUUGACCGUGAAGGAAUGCAUCCUGCUCUAUGGCCAAUUGCGAGGCAUCAAGCAGCUGGAUCUUCUGCUGGAACGCAUACUGGAUACCUAUGAGUUGCGCAACUAUCGAGAUAUCCAGGUAAAGAAGCUUAGUGGUGGCAAUCGACGGAAGCUGACAGUGGCCAUCAGCUGUUGCGGCUAUACACCCACCGUAUUAAUGGAUGAGCCGACGAGCGAUAUGGAUCCGGUGACACGAUCCUUUAUCUAUCGCACCAUUGAACAGUUGCUCGUGGCGCGGCGCGCUGUGCUAUUGACCUCGCACUCAAUAUCGGAAAUCGAGCAUCUGUGCCAGCGUGUCGCGGUGCUGAAGGACGGCCAGCUUGUGGCCAGCAACAGUCCGUCAGAGCUAAAGAGUCAGCACGGUGGCUACUAUGCAGUCAGCUGUUUCUGUGCGCCUAUUCAACAGGCGCAACUGGCCAAGAUCCUGCCUCAACAUUUGCCCGGCGCCUGUGAGCUGCUGCAUUACGCGCACAGCCUGCGCUUCCUCGUUAAGGUGCGACAGCCCCACAGUUCAGAGGCGACGAGCAGUAUCAAGCAGCCGACGCUAGCCGCGCUUUUUGAGGCAGUUCGUGUGAUGUCCGGUACCUUGGAGCUGGCGGCGCACUUUGCUAUCAGCCGCUGUCGCUUUGAGACAGUCUUUGAGCGCAUUCUGGACAAUUGCGAAUCAGUCUCGAAUGGAGGCUCUGAUCUGCCCUCGAAGUCGGUGGCAGUAAGCGGCUCCCUGGAAACAGGCUAUGUACAUUGUGGCUACGAAGAGACGGCGACCUAAACCUGAAUAAAAACACUAAAUCUAUUUUUUUUUUAUACAUUUUAACUGUAACUAUAUUAGCUUUUUACGUUUAUGUUUUAUGUUUAUACAUCUAUAAUAGGACAAAUUUGUUUUGUGAUAAGUUAGGACGGUCCGUUCCAGUGAUAUUAGGGCGUCUUUAAAAUAAGGGGAAGUUAAGAGCUUUAAUACCUAUCAAAUCUUAUGUACAAACAUUUUUAACCAGCGCCGGCGAGUGCAAUUUUAGGGUUACAAACUCCAUUUGAGCUUGUUUCUAUAUAUCUUUGUAAAACAUAAUUUUGUAUUCAUGUUAUAGGAUGAUGUUCAAUAUCUUUACUUUUCCUUGUACUUAUAACAAUUGUAAACUGUAAAAUGAAUAAACU